Messenger RNA from Phasianus colchicus (ring-necked pheasant), 8164 nucleotides. It is a transcript of the gene IQSEC1, whose product is annotated as IQ motif and Sec7 domain ArfGEF 1. NCBI's taxonomy places the organism in Eukaryota, Metazoa, Chordata, Aves, Galliformes, Phasianidae. Gene Ontology annotation, biological process: actin cytoskeleton organization; regulation of ARF protein signal transduction. Gene Ontology annotation, molecular function: guanyl-nucleotide exchange factor activity. The record is from RefSeq and is a predicted model, not a curated record.
CCGGCUCUGCCCUCGCUCGGUAGCGGGAAGCCGAACACCAGCAAUGGCGGCUCGGACUAGGAGCCGCUGCGCGCCGCUCCUACGCUCGCCUGGGCAGCGACUGCUCUAGGAGGGGAAGAGCGGAGCUGGCAGGGGGGCUGGUUUCCGGCGGGUUAUUUAUUUCUUCCCUCUCGCUUAAGUUCCCGGCGGAGCGGGCUGGUCGGCACCUGCGCCCCCCACCUGCUUCUCCGAGGGUGAGAGGUGUGGGGAGGCCAUGGAGAGCCCGGCGGAGAACCCUAGCAAGGCGGCGGAGUACCUGAAGGAGCUGAACAAGAUUAUUGAGACGCAGCAGGAGCUGCUGGAGAAGCAGAAGCGGAGAAUAGACGAGCUAGAGCAGCAAGUGGCCAAGUUGUACCAUGAAAAUGCCUGUCUCCAGGAUGAGCAUCACCGGCACCUGGCCACAUGCAGGCUCCAGCAGGGCGUCCCCCCCGCGUACCCGGGGGUGCUGAGCGCCAUCCAGGAAAACGCAAAGCAUGAAAAGUCCGAAGGUGACAGUUCAAGAAGUGUCAGGUCUUUAAAUACUCUGCACCAGUUUUGCUGUCCAGCUCCAUUGUACCAUACCCAGCUAGCAGUCCCUGCCACACACUCAGAGUACAGGACCUCACUGGAAACAGGAAGCAGCAUCUCCACCGAUCCACUCAGUGUUGAGGGUGAAGCUCCAAGUAGUGAAACUGGCACAUCUUUGGACAGCCCAUCUGCUUACCACCAAGGACCUAUAACACACAGUUCAGCUAUAAGUCCGGACCAUUACGAUCAUUCAGCUUACGGGCUGUAUUCUGUCUCCCCUGGACAACAAAGAACUCGGAGGCCAAAGCUUCAGCACUCAACGUCAAUACUGCGAAAACAAGCAGAGGAAGAAGCUAUUAAAAGGUCAAGAUCACUUUCUGAGAGCUAUGAACUCUCUUCAGACCUACAGGAUAAGCAGGUGGAAAUGUUAGAACGGAAGUAUGGAGGCCGUCUCAUAACUCGACAUGCUGCUCGGACCAUCCAAACAGCUUUUCGCCAGUAUCAGAUGAACAAAAAUUUUGAGCGCCUUAGAAGUUCUAUGUCUGAAAAUCGUAUGUCAAGACGCAUUGUACUGUCCAAUAUGAGAAUGCAGUUUUCCUUUGAAGGACCUGAGAAAGUCCACAGCUCUUAUUUUGAAGGAAAACAAGUUUCUGUUACAAAUGAUGGGUCAAAGCUGGGAUCCCUAGUGCAAUCCGAAUGCAGUGACCUUGGAGAGUCAGCUACAAUGAAGUCUCCAGCAACAUCUACUGACUUUGCUGAUGCUAUAACAGAACUGGAGGAUGCUUUUUCCAGGCAGGUGAAAUCCCUCGCCGAGUCCAUUGAUGAUGCACUGAACUGCCGUAGCCUACAUUCUGAUGAAGUCCAGACUCCUGAUCAAGUCAGAAGUCGCGAAAUGGAAAGGGAUAGCUGUGCUCAAACUAAACCAGCAAUGCACAACGUGGAUCACAGGAAGCUUGAUGAGAUGACAGCUUCAUAUAGUGAUGUUACACUGUAUAUUGAUGAGGAGGAGUUAUCUCCACCCCUUCCGCUUUCCCAGUCAGUGGACAGACCGUCCAGCACAGAAUCUGAUUUGAGGCUCCGGUCAGUGAACUCUUCUCAAGAGUACUGGUCCAUGACCCACAAAGAUGAUAAGAUAGACACUGAUACGAGCUGCAGGAGCACCCCUUCACUGGAAUGUCCGGAACAGAGGAUAAGGAUGGAUCACCUACCACUGCUAACUAUAGAGCCACCCAGUGACAGCUCAGUGGACUUGAGCGACCGCUCAGAGAGAGGUUCAUUAAAGAGACAAAAUGCAUAUGAUCGAGGAAUCACUAGUCAACAAGGAAGCCCAAAACAUAUUCCUCACAAUAUUCCUGCCAAGAUUAUAUCCCGAGAGGAGCAGGAGGCAAGACAUAGGCCUAGGCCUAUAGAGAGUCAUUUAGCUAUUAAUGGCACAGCAAACAGACAAAGCAAAUCAGAGUCUGAUUAUUCAGAUGGAGACAAUGACAGCAUCAACAGCACUUCCAACUCUAAUGAUACAAUAAAUUGCAGCUCAGAGUCUUCUUCUAGAGACAGCCUAAGGGAGCAAACCUUAAGCAAACAAACAUACCACAAAGAAACUCGUAACAGCUGGGAUUCCCCUGCCUUCAGUAACGAUAUUAUCAGGAAACGGCAUUAUAGAAUUGGGCUAAACCUUUUUAACAAAAAACCUGAAAAAGGAGUCCAGUACCUAAUUGAGCGAGGCUUCGUGCCCGACACUCCUGUUGGUGUUGCUCACUUUCUCCUGCAAAGAAAAGGUCUCAGCCGACAAAUGAUUGGAGAGUUUUUGGGAAAUCGACAAAAGCAGUUCAACAGAGAUGUAUUAGAUUGUGUUGUGGAUGAGAUGGACUUCUCAACAAUGGAACUGGAUGAAGCACUCAGGAAAUUUCAGGCUCAUAUCCGUGUUCAAGGAGAAGCCCAGAAAGUAGAACGGCUCAUUGAAGCCUUUAGCCAACGUUACUGCAUCUGCAAUCCAGGAGUUGUGAGACAGUUCAGGAAUCCUGAUACCAUCUUCAUUCUAGCUUUUGCCAUUAUACUGCUGAACACAGAUAUGUACAGCCCAAAUGUGAAACCAGAACGCAAAAUGAAGCUAGAAGAUUUUGUCAAGAACCUAAGGGGUGUGGAUGAUGGUGAAGAUAUCCCACGAGAAAUGCUGAUUGGGAUUUAUGAGCGGAUCCGCAAGCGGGAACUGAAGACAAAUGAGGAUCAUGUAUCCCAAGUCCAGAAGGUUGAAAAACUCAUAGUAGGAAAGAAACCUAUUGGAUCUCUGCAUCAUGGACUUGGUUGUGUCCUCUCCCUACCCCACCGAAGGCUUGUUUGCUACUGUAGACUCUUUGAAGUUCCUGAUCCGAAUAAACCUCAGAAGCUUGGGUUGCACCAGCGAGAAAUAUUUUUAUUUAAUGACCUUCUUGUGGUGACCAAGAUAUUUCAAAAGAAGAAGAACUCUGUUACAUACAGCUUUCGACAGUCCUUUUCCCUCUAUGGCAUGCAAGUUCUUCUUUUUGAGAACCAGUAUUAUCCCAAUGGCAUACGGCUCACAUCAGCUGUUCCAGGAGCAGAUAUCAAAGUACUAAUAAAUUUCAAUGCACCAAAUCCUCAGGACAGGAAGAAGUUUACGGAUGAUUUGAGGGAGUCAGUUGCAGAAGUUCAAGAAAUGGAAAAGCACAGAAUAGAGUCUGAACUAGAAAAACAGAAGGGAGUGGUGCGUCCAAGCAUGUCUCAGUGCUCCAGUCUGAAAAAAGAUUCUGGCAAUGGGACGUUGAACAGAGCUUGCCUGGAUGACAGCUACGCUACAGGGGAAGGGCUGAAAAGAAGUGCACUGAGCAGCUCCCUUAGAGACCUGUCUGAAGCAGGCAAGCGUGGGCGACGCAGCAGUGCAGGAUCGCUAGACAGCAAUAUGGAAGGGUCCAUCAUUAGCAGUCCUCACAUGCGCCGAAGAGCUACAUCAACCCGAGAGUGUCCAUCUCGCCCUCACCAGACUAUGCCUAACUCCUCCUCACUCCUAGGUUCCUUAUUUGGUAGUAAAAGGGGAAAGCCACCUUCCCAAGGCCAUCCACCAUCUGGCUCAUCACAGCAACCUCCACACCCUCCAGUAAUCCCACAUCAGCAACACUCACAGCAUCCUUCUGCCAUGCAUCAUGCAGGGCCAGCUGAGGGACAGACCCAGGCACAAGUACACUCUCACCAUUCGCAGUACUGUCAUAUGCAGCAGAACCCACCACCCUAUCACCACCACCACCACUACCACCCUCCCCAGCACAUCCAGCACCCACACCAGUAUCACCAACACGUGCCCCAUUCCCAGCAUGCGGCACACUCCCAGCAUACUCCUUACAUGCAGCACCCCCACGCACAGCAUACCCACUCUCCUCAUCCACCACUGCCCCCCCCACACCCAGGGCACUCUUCUCAUCCCCAACACACUCAGCAUCACCAUGGACCGCCACCACCUCCGUCCACUUCAGCCAGCACUAAGCCCAAACACAGCGGCAUCAGCACAAUAGUCUAGAACGUAUCGACCCUCUUAAUAACUGUAGUUUUAAACACAAUUACAAAAGCACUUACAGGAAGCAACAAAUAAUAUUGUCAGUUUUUACCUAGACAAAUAAUUUAACUGAGUCGUGUGAGCUUAAAGGCUUGCUGAUACUAAAAAUAAGUCAAGUUAGUGCAAUCAAUACUGGUUUCACUUAUCUACUCCAUAGAUGCUUACCAUCUGGUUAGUUCUUAUUUCCAGACUGCCUUGAAAACAUGCUGCUUGCUGAAUAUAAGUAAAAUUACCUUUUACACCAAAUCCCUUGACAAUUUUACACUCAGAAUAAAACCAUAGUCUAUGAUAAAAGGAAAAAAGUGAUACAGAACCAAGUGUUGCAUUCUUGCUCUUUUAUUGUCAAUGGGCAAAAAAUAAGUAGACCUGAUAUGGUUGAUGAAAGUACGUAAGUAAACUUUAUAUAAUAUAAAUAUAUACAUAUAAAUAUAUAUAUAUACUGUAUAGUUAACAUUUGUGCUUGGAAAGAAAUUUUUUCAGUCCACAAAGCUAGCAAUAUAGACUUUACAAGGAAUUCCACUUACUUGAUAGGACAGUAUUAUAGAUGAAUAGCAUAUGAAAGAGUAGACCAAAAACACUAAAUGUUAGAAAUAAAUUUCAGACAUUUCAGUAUUUUCAUUAGAAGUCAGUCCUCUGGACUUGCUAAGAUUUCUAAGCAAUCAUUAUUAAAUGUGCCAAGUAACAUAGCAUUUAAUUGUUGUAGUCAAAUACUGCUUUGUAUAAAUCCUUAUUUUAUUAACAUGAUAUCAUACGUAAUCAGUAUUAUAACUGCUCUUCUAUUUCAGGUAAGCAAACUUGUUAAGAUGCAGUAAUUCUAUGGUAGCAAUGUAAGGGAUGACCUUUUACCAGUGGUCAUCUUCAAGCAUUGAUCACACAAAUUUAGACACUUUAAAGGCUGUGAUAACUGUGAAUUUACAUGAUCCACAUUUCUUUUGUAUGCAUAUGUUUUAAUGAACACACAUGAAGAGUUAUAACAGGUGCAUGUAUACACUGCAAAAACAUUCAUCUCAAACAUGAAAAUUGCAAACUUCCAUCCUUCUCAGCUACUUUGUUUCCUGUUUACCAUAAUUUCUUAUUUUUACCCCCCUGUUAAGCUGAAUUCUAGUCUGAGAGCAUUUCCAGGUGGAAGUGCUCUAAAACUUGAAGGUUUGUUUUAGAAUUUAGUGUAGGGUUUUUAUAUAUACUAAAGAAAAAAAAAUCUGUAAUUCCAUGUAGCCAUGCACUAGCAAUGAAGUGGCUUCACCAUUUUUACUCAUCACAUUUGUUAGUUUGAAAGUAACCAGCACUCAGCAGGCUGAGUUUAUGCUCAAACCCUCACUUUCAUAGUCCAGUUAGUUGCAAGACAUCACAUAAAAACAGGCUGUGCUGUUGUUGCUUAUGUGUUGUAAUCAAACCAUUUGCAAAUUGAUAUAAAAUUUUAUCCCUAAAUCCUGUACAGUUACACAUGGCACCUACUUUGUAGUUUCAGCAAUUUGAGCCACUGCAAGAACUUUACACCUAAACAGGAGGCACUAAAAAGUGUAAACAGGAGGCAAAGGAAUCAGAACAGCAAAACUGUACCAGCCUAAAAGCAAACCUUGAAGAGGAUGAGCAAAAAAUUCCAGUGUGACAUGGGUAAAAGUAAGAAUAAUAGUCAAUUUUAUAUUUAAUAAUAUUUUUUCAGGAAUAACGAAGAAAUCAGUUAAAGUGGAAAGAAGUUAAAAUGAGACUGAAGUGAGAAUAAGAGAGUAACCUUCAUUUUGGCUUGCUCAUGGCAUCUAUAAUAUUUGGGGUGUGUGUAAUUAUUUUUCCCUUUCAUACCAUUGAUAUCACAAUACCAGCAAAACUGCAAACUCAGCACUUUGUUAACCUCCACAGAGAGCAAAUACAGCAAUCUAGAGUUUAGCCUUUUGUUCAAAGCUGUCCACAUUUGUUUCCCACAUGUGCAAUAUUUUCCCAUUCUGCUCCUUCUCUUAAUGGUCUUCAUUAAAAGAAAACAAAUGGUUGCAUUAUAAUUUCUAAGUAUCACUCAUACUAGUCUAAAUUCUGCGGCUAACCUUAAGAGGGCUCCUACAGGUCCCCUGAGGCUCUGUUCCUUGCAGUUUAAAAAAAAUAUAUACUGUUCUUAUAGGGGAAAGUAGAACUGUCUGCAUGUCAUCUAAUGUUAUUAGUGUGAGGCUACACUCUACAUAUUGUAUAUUUGCAAAAUAUAUCAGUGUUAACUGUUGAUAUUAGUUGAAGUAAAGUGAUAACAUAUUUCAAUAUGUAGACUUUUCUUCAUACAUCUGUACCAAUAGUAGAGUCUAAUUGUAAUUUAUAGGUUGUUCCAGAAAAGAUAAAGAGUCAUUUGGUUACAAUUAUCUUUCACAAACUGCAUCUUUUGAUUGAAAUGGAGGUAAGAGUGCUCCUCUUCAUUGAGAAGCAGUGACUGUACUUGUUUCAGAUGCAGAGUUUUAAUGUAAGUAAAAUUCACCGUGUACUGUGUAAAUGCAGAAUGUUCAGUAACAGCUGAGAGGAAAAUCUGACUCAAGCUGUGUUACUUAGUUAACAGUGAAGACCUUAAAUCUCCAGAUCUGCAUUUGCUUUGUUUCAAAACCCCUUUCAUUCAUUUAAAUUAGUCAAAUAUAAAUAUUCUAUACUUACACUGUAAGCCACGUUUUAGUGCUUGAUCACUGAUUUUCCAUGUGCAAUCAGCUAAACGUUCAGGAGAAUCACAACUGUGCAUGCAAAAAACAUCUGCAGUGAUUUCAUCUGCACGUGGAGAAAGAGUUUGUGCCUACCUUGUAAGGUGCAUUAAGCUGCAUGUGUAAAAUCACAGACUAUUUUGAGACUAGUUUAAAAAAACCAAGAUGGUCGUAUAGGAGCACAGUAACUGUAAACGUUAUUUCAAAACAGUAGGGAGAAACAGUGGACUCGAUUAUUUUUUUUAAACUGUAUUUAGGGUUUUAGUAUAACCUCUCUGAUUCCAUUCUUGGUUAACAAUUGCUUAGAACAGUGUGAGUCAUGUCUAGAACAGGAAAAUGACAGUAUUUUAAACACUGUGCAGUUAAAAAAACUAAUUUUUUUUUCUUUUUUUAGCCUGCAGGCAGGUAUAAAAUUGAGGUUUUUUUCCUCAAGUGCCAUUGCCAAAUAAAAACUGGUACGGAACUGUGUAGAGUGACCAUGUUUCUCUUUUCCCAUAAAAAAAACUGCAGCAAAGUAGUAUUGCUGAUUUGAAAAAAUGAAAGGGAAGCCUAAAGAAUGAAGGUGUGGCGACAAAAAUCUUUUCUGGGACAACAAUUAAAUAUAUAUUUGGGGUUUUUAAUUUUCUUUUAAGUUAAAAAUGGAAAUGUGCAACAAUGUAAAAACAGAAAACAGAGUUCAUCCUAAUAUAAUGUACGUCUUGUAUCGCUAAAAAGAAAAAAGUCUAACAUACAGUGUAGAAUGAUUUUCCCAUCAUGUACUGCAUGCAGCAGAAGCCUCUUGUUUCUUGAUAAAAUGAGCUGAAAGACAGUCAGCAGAUAUUUAAAAAAAUGAAUCUCUAGAUGUUGACUUGCUGUUCCAUAUGAAGCUGUGUGUUUUCUGCAGUUAAGCAUGCAUUUUGCUGUUCCGUUGUAAAAUACCAUCGCACUUCUUGCCUGCAAAAUGGAUUAUUGUGUAUAUAUUUAAAAGAAAAGAGGAACCAAUAACAAGAUUAAAUUUGGAAAAUAGAAAAGGGGGUGGUGAAAACGGGACCAAGUAGGGGGAGUAGACAAUUCUCUAAAUUGUACAUAGUGUGUAAAUUAGUAUUACUCUAAGUCUGCAGUCACUUGGAGGUUGCCUACAAUACCUAUCUCCUGCUAGGAACUAAAAUCAGCUUUGAGUUGUAUUAAACUGUUAGAAUUAGGUGUUGAAUGCAGACUGUUAAAGACUUCAAAAAUCAUUACACUUACAAGAAGCUUCUGUUCUGGGGAGGCUUGAGACCCCUUUUGUAACUAUGGGGAAGAAAGGAGUGCUUUCAUUUUAAUAUGCAUUCUGUUUGUAAGUAGUAACAGACCCUAUUGAUGUAAAACUAUAACUGUGAUCAUGUGGAGAAAUCAAAUAAAUCAUUUAAAACUC